AGCACUGAGCAUCAAGUCUUCAAAGCCAUCACCGAAGCACCGCCUUUCGGCAAAAAGAGGCGAUGGAUCUGGCAUUUUCCGUAGGCCAGGUACAGCCUCAGGUGGGCCUGAAAGGCAACGCGCUGCAGGGCAACUUGCGCCGAAAGGCGCCCACUCGCUCGCUGCCAGGCCGCGAGGCAAGCCGCCAAGAGGCGCCUGGCAAAGGUGCCCUCGCGGGAUUCGCUGCAGCUGCUGUGGCGGUCGCGCGGGGCCUCCGGCGGCGGAUUCGGCGCCGCCAGGGCGGACAGGCAGUGGGCACUCUGGAGCGCACGGCCGAGUCCCUGGGCUGGGAUGUGGAGGGUAAGCCCAUCCUGAAGGACCGUGUGGAGAAGGCCCUGGAGCGCGGCGGCCUCGACGGCAUCGCCCUGAAGCAGAACAAGCAAUGGCCCACCAAGGGCGAGGUCUUGGGCGCCAUCCCAAAGGAUUGCCUGGUCAAGGAGACCGGCCGAUCCCUGGCGCACGCGGCGGCCUCCACCCUCCAGGUGCUGCUGUGUGGCUAUUUGGCCUGGAAGUACAUCCCGAUGACCACAGCUGCCAUCCCCCUGUGGAUCCUCUACGCGGUGGCGCAAGGCACCAUCGCCACUGGACCUUGGGUCAUCGGACACGAGUGCGGCCACAACGCGUUCUGCAACGAGCAGUGGCUGCAGACGCUGGUCGGCUAUACGCUGCACACCGCGCUCAUGGUACCUUACUUCUCUUGGCAGCGGUCCCAUGCCGUCCACCACUCCAAGACGAACCACAUGAGUGAGGGUGAGACGCAUGUUCCGAGGGUGCAGAAGGGCGACACCAACAAGUACACGACGAUGGCAAAGAGUGUGGGUCAGGGCUUUGUGGCCGGCACCCGUAUGAUCACCCACCUGGUGCUGGGUUGGCCAGCGUACAUCCUCGCUGGCGCGACAGGAGGCCCCGCCUAUGGCAAGACCAACCACCUGUGGCCUUUCACCCCGUUUUCCAACGGCAAGAAGGAUCUCUUCCCCGGAGUUUGGAAGCAGAAGGUGCUGCUUUCCGACGUGGGCAUUGUGGGCAUGACGGCACUUUUGAUGUGGUGGGCCAAGCACUCUGGCCUCGCCUCUGUGUUCGCCCUGUACCUGGCGCCACUCAUGGUGACCAACUGCUGGCUGGUGCUUUACACCUGGUUGCAGCACACGGAUGUUGACAUCCCCCACUUCGACAAGGAGAACUGGACUUGGGUGAAGGGUGCCUUUCACACCGUCGACCGGCCCUACGGGCCGGUGCUGGACUAUCUCCACCACAAGAUCGGCUCCACGCACGUUGCGCACCAUGUUUGCUCUGCCAUUCCGUUCUACAAGGCAAGAAAGGCCACCGAGGCUCUCAAGGAGAAGUUCCCGAACUUCUACCUCUACGACCCGACCCCGGUUCACAAGGCCCUCUGGCGAGUGUCCUCCCGCUGCACUGCCGUGCAGAAGGCAGAGGGCAACAACGGCAUGUACAUCUUCACCUGAAGCGCCAAAAAAAGACGGUGAUGCCAAGUGCAAGCAUUUUUUGUCUCAAGGUGCAGUCUGUGCAGCAAACAGCUUGGUUUGGGCAGAGAUGUUUGUGUCCUCC
Effrenium voratum is the source of this 1605-nucleotide messenger RNA. The record is from the annotation of a GenBank genome assembly. NCBI's taxonomy places the organism in Eukaryota, Dinophyceae, Suessiales, Symbiodiniaceae.